AAUAGGUAAGCAUUGACAUAAUGGCUUUUACUUUUGAUUAGGGAAUCUGGUGACCCAAGCAAAAGGAAGCCUUACUUGCCCUCGGACAAACAGUUUUUGAUUACUAGAAAUGUACCUUGUCUACGGAGAGCUGCAUCUGUGGCAGAGGAUUAUGAAGCUGCUGGAGGUGAAGUGUUGGUUGAUGAUGAAGAUAAUGAUGGUUGGCUGGCUACACAUGGGAAACCGAAAGAUAAAGGCAAGGAAGAUGAAAACUUGCCAUCCAUGGAUGCCUUGGACAUAAAUGAGAAAAAUGUUAUCAAAUCAAUACCUACGUAUUUUGGAGGUGGGGAGGAGGAAGAUAUUCCAGACAUGGAGGAGUUUGAUGAGGCUGACAAUGUGGUAGAAGAUGAUCCAGCAACUCUUCAGUCAACUUAUCUUGUGGCUCAUGAACCUGAUGACGAUAACAUUCUCCGAACUCGGACAUAUGAUCUCAGCAUAACGUAUGAUAAGUAUUACCAAACUCCUCGUGUUUGGCUGACCGGUUAUGAUGAGUCAAGGAUGCUGCUACAACCUGAACUUGUAAUGGAGGAUGUGAGCCAAGACCAUGCUCGUAAAACGGUCACAAUUGAAGAUCAUCCACAUUUGCCUGGGAAACAUGCUUCAGUCCAUCNGUCUUUGCAGUUUGCGCUCAGCUUUUUAUUGCUCUUUGAUAAAUGCUUUUAA
Camelina sativa (false flax) is the source of this 702-nucleotide messenger RNA. The record is from RefSeq and is a predicted model, not a curated record. NCBI's taxonomy places the organism in Eukaryota, Viridiplantae, Streptophyta, Magnoliopsida, Brassicales, Brassicaceae.